UCUGUCUGUCUGUUUUGUCCUUGUCGGAGUGUCAGUGGACAACUGGACAUCGACAGUCAUCGUUAGUUCCAACCAGCUGGAGUGUGUCUAUGUUCGAUCGAGAAACCGAUUACCAGUUCUAUCCGGUGUUGACCUGGUGCCUUGCUCCCUGUGUCCCUCCCUCAGGGUCCGGCUCAGCCUGCCUUCCUCCCUGCCUGCGUUCUGCUUGCCCGUCAACCGCUCAGCUCUAGCCUUUCAGUUGACCAUUGAUUUUCCUUCCUGUUUGCCGAGCUUCCCUUCGGUCGAUCCAUUUAUCAUCCCUUCCUCCAUCCCAGAGAGCAGAGAAAAACCAUGGGAUCCUCCUCCUCGCCGCUAUACGAUAAAUUUCAUUUGUAUAGCACGCCUCAGUUCCUGUUUAUCGUGCCCGAAUGUCCCUCCUCCUCCUCGUCCUCCCAAGAGACCCAGAUCGUAGUAAUCGACCGAUGGUCAGGUCGAAUCAAGUUGGCGGCCAAGGCCGAGCACUUUCCGUUGGCAGCCAACGUGGCCUUUCGAAAGAUUCCCAUUUUCGGGGUUUUGGGUUGGAUCCCAGCCCAAAAUCAGCCCCAAUUGGUGGUGAUCACCAAACGGGUGCGGGUAGGCGAAUGGCCGGAUCGUCACGUGGUUUAUCGCUUGGAAGGCGCCGAGAUCAUUCAUGUGUGUCAAACGCCCAUCACCCCUGACACUCGACGAAUGGUUGAGGCCGUCAGCGGGGUGUUGACCACGCCCUACUUCUACUUUUGUUACACCCAAGACUUGACCGCCACGCGGCAACGCCUCUUCCUGGCUUCGAACGAGUCUCAAAGCCCUCAGUCGUGGCUCGAUCGAGCCGAUGAGCGGUUUGUGUGGAAUCGGAGCCUCCUUGGACCUCUAUUGAAGAGCGCGGCGGGUCCGGACAUUCAACCUUUCCUGACACCCAUGAUCCAUGGGGCGGUGUUUAUCUUUAAAUGCGGGAUCCAAGGUCAAGAUGUGGAUUGGAUUUUGGUCUCUCGACGUAGUAAUCGACGGGUGGGCACGCGAUUUUUUCUUCGCGGUUGCGAUGAUCACGGACGGGUGUCCAAUUUUGUCGAGACGGAGCAGAUUGUCAUCCAUGGUUCGAUGGUGUCGUCGUUCGUGCAAACUCGCGGUUCGAUGCUGUUUUGGGAGCAACAACCGGACAUUCGUUACAAACCCAAGGCCUUGGUCACGCCUAAGAAAGAAAGCAUCCAAGGAUUCGUGGCCCAUUUCAAGGAACAAGUGCCGCUCUAUGGCGAACAAGUCAUCAUCAACUUGAUUGACCAGAAAAAGGCCGAGGGCGAACUCGAGCUGGCUCAAAAAAUUUGCCAUGAGGCCCAAUUGAAAGGGGUUCAUUAUGUGGCUUUUGAUUUUCAUAAGGAGUGCAGCAAAAUGCGAUAUGACCGUCUCCAAAUCCUGAUAGAUAGUUUACGGCAGCAUGUGGCCAAUUAUGGAUGCUUCUUCUACAGUGCCGCUAAUCCAGACUCGUUGCAACUCCAGAAAGGCGUGUUUCGAACCAAUUGCAUGGACUGUUUGGAUCGAACGAACGUAGUUCAGUCCCUAUUGGCCACAGAGAACCUGAACCUGGUUUUAAGACGUAUGGGCAUUCUCUCGCCCGCUGACAAUGUAUUGGAUCAACUUGAAUUCCAGCAUAUCUUCAAGAACGCGUGGGCAGAUCACGCCGACUUGAUAUCUAUUCAAUAUGCGGGCACGGGUGCUCUCAAAACAGACUUUACGCGCAUGGGAGUACGAACGAAGUACGGCCUUCUCCAGGAUGGAUGGAAUAGUGCCGUGCGUUACGUUUUCAACAACUUCACCGACGGUAUUCGAACCGAUGCCCUCCGAUUCUCACGGGUGAGGUCAAUAUGGAGGAGUAUCUGAAGCAAUACCAGAAGAAGAAGCCUUCACAAGGAUCGUUAGACUACUUACCCGUGGUGUUCCUCGCAGUUUUCAUCGCAUUGAUUCUUACUCUUGUGUUAACUCAGGAAGUGAGUCUCAAAUUCUUCGUCCUUUUCCUUGGGGCAAUUGGAUUCUUGUACUUGAUCGGACAAAUGAUCCUUCAAAACGGCGCAUUUGGGUCAAUUUCCCUCGGACACUUCAAUAAGCUUGAGCUUGUUUGUGGCCCCUUGUCCAUAAUUCCAUUUCUCCGUCAACGCUUGUUCCUUCCCCUUUAUUUCCGUUCUCUAUUAAAAGACAUUAAUCUUAUUCAUUUUCAAGCCCUAUGAAACAACAGCAUACUCUAUAGAUCUCGCUUGCUUUUAUUUCAUUUCUCACGAUUCAACUAACAUCGAACUUGGAAGUUGGUUACGUUUUCGGAGAAUGGUGAUAGCUUGGGCCUCGAAAUCGUUUAUGGAACCGUCUUUCAAGGUCUCAAUCCAGGGCCAAAUCCUCUGCGAUUCCAAACAAUUUUGUUGCAACAAAUGCACGGCAAUUCUGCUCAGGCUUUCUUCAUGAUUGAAACGAAGCAAGGCUUGGAGAAAGGCGUCGGCCGUUUCAUCUAGAUUGAUCCUUUCAUCCGCAAGUAAUGUCUUGAGCACAUUCUCCAACAA
This is a messenger RNA of Tigriopus californicus, 2558 nucleotides long. RefSeq names its product phosphatidylinositol-3-phosphatase SAC1-A-like. Gene Ontology annotation, cellular component: endoplasmic reticulum. NCBI's taxonomy places the organism in Eukaryota, Metazoa, Arthropoda, Copepoda, Harpacticoida, Harpacticidae. Gene Ontology annotation, molecular function: phosphatidylinositol-4-phosphate phosphatase activity. The record is from RefSeq and is a predicted model, not a curated record. Gene Ontology annotation, biological process: phosphatidylinositol dephosphorylation.